Molecule: messenger RNA, 18345 nt
Organism: Peronospora matthiolae
Lineage: Eukaryota; Oomycota; Peronosporomycetes; Peronosporales; Peronosporaceae
Source: the annotation of a GenBank genome assembly
AUGACUGGCUCGGACGAACACAGCGCCCACUGCGACGCCUCAAGUGACAGUGAUAACUAUGCGAUCAGUGUCAGUCGUCUGCGCUCUGGUCUCCAGCAGGUGCUUGCCGCGGUUCCCGUUGCUAUUACUCAGGCCCACCCGGCUCUUCAAGUGUUGGUGACAGGUAUGCCUCCAGUUGGAGAGCACCGACAGCUUCAAGCAUUGGCUUCGUGUCUCGCUCAAGCGGAACUACGGGAGCGGAUUGUGCUGCACCUGCGGCCGUUCUUGCUGGACUUGGUCGUACGAUUUCUUGAUCCAGGGCUGGAGCUGUACGACGAGCACGAGCCACGCGCGUACAGCGAGUGCAGGGACCUGAUGAAGCGGAUGGAGAUCGUUGCUGCAACUUUAGCGGAGCUGCUGCUUGUGCUGCCUACUGGUGCUGCUGUGAUACAGCAGUACUUUGAGACGGCGCCUUGUUUCUUUGCGUUCGCGGACUCGGACGCUGCUCAGAAGCAGUUGCCGUGCCAGGAGACGCUGACGAGGCUGCGACGGAUUGCCAAGACAGCUUUUGAACUGCUGAGAGUGGGACCGCGAGAGCUCGUGCUGCUUUGGAAUUGGACGCCGUUUUUCCCGCUCUGUUUUCACGAUGACACGCACAUUCGCUGGUACGCAGCGCGCGCAACGGCGUCGAUUUUGACUAUGGAUAGUACUCAGCGGAGAAGUUUUUUCAGUGGAUUGAAUGUGAGUGAAGAAGCUGCUGUACGUGGCAGCUGUCCGACCGUGCGACAGAUUGAACUUGAGGUGCAUUGCGAAGCUGUGACACGGCAAGAGCAGCUGAUUAAAGCGAGUACGUGUCUGCAGAAAGGUGGGCGUGACAGUGUAGAGACGCAAGCCGUGUCGUUUCACGACUCACUGGCGAAUAUCUUCGGCGUUGUUAUUCCCACAAGCAAGCUCCAGGAGCAACGACUCGUGUCGGCAGAAGCGUCAGUGCGUAUUGAACCGCUUGUACCCACAUUGUCGACGAAACGGAGCUUACGAUCACUAGCUAUUGCACUCGGUCUAAAGCGGCCCAUUUUGGUUGCAGGUCCAGGCGGAUGCGGCAAAACAGCCAUGAUCCGGGAACUCUCUCGAUUGUCUGGCAACGAUGACAUGGUGGAGCUGCAUUUGGACGACCAGAUUGAUAGCAAGACGCUGCUCGGAUCAUAUGUGUGUACUGACAUUCCGGGUGAAUUCACAUGGCAACCUGGUGCGCUCACAACUGCUGUGCUGGCGGGGCGGUGGGUUGUUAUCGAGGAUAUCGAUCGAGCACCAUUCGAGGUGCUAGCGGCGUUGAUGCCACUGCUUGAAACGCGCGAAAUGGUGCUUCCUGGUCGCGGCGAGUUGCUAGUGGCACACCCAAACUUUCAGAUUUUCGGAACGACAACGCAUGGUCAUCAAAUGCCAAAGGGUUUCCAGGACUCUGUUUGGACGAGUGUAAGAGUCGCACCUCUUGCAAAUAGCGAGAUUGAGCAGAUAUUGCUUACCCGUUUUGCUAAGAUCCCGCAACAGGUGAUAUCAAAAAUGAUGAUCACUUACAGUGUUGUAUGUGGCGGUACGAGCGACGAGGUUGGUGGGUCGCUGCAUCUGUGGAAGGAGACACGGCGUAAUUAUGGGCGUGAUUUUUGCUUACGUGACUUGCUGAAGUGGUGUAAACGAAUAUAUCACUGUAGCUCCUACACUGCAGGAGCUACUAGCCAUUGUUUGUUCUCUAGCCACGGUUAUAUUACUGAAGACGAGCGCAUGAGCAUUGUAGUAGAGGCACUUGAUGUAUUCUGCGCAGGAAUUCGGGAUCCAAAGACGCGCUUGCAUUCCGCUUGCGCGCUAGCAGCCAUUUGGGAAGUUCAGGCUGACAAGAUUGAGCAUUAUCUCGAGCAGCACAAGCCCCAUGUUACAUUCAACCUACACGAAGUGGAGUUUGGUCGUGUGCGUUUGCCGACACUGUCCCAACAAGCACAGGUUAAGCAAGGUGACAAGCCAGCUACUAGCUCUGUGGUGAUGACUGGCCAGGUGCUCCGUCUAUUGGAGAAGAUGGCAGUCACUGUAGCUACUCGUGAGCCAGCACUGCUUAUUGGUGAGACUGGCUGUGGUAAGACCACCAUCAUCCAGCACAUGGCCGCAGCAAUGGGACAACACCUGGUUGUGCAAAACUUGAACAUCCAGAGUGACAGUUCUGACCUAGUGGGAGGCUUUAAACCGGUGGAAAUUCAUUUGCUCGCUCGCCCAUUGUACGUGACCUUCGUAGAUCUGUUUACGGCUACAUUUUCGCAAAGGAGCAAUGCAGGCUUUCUUAACGUAAUUCGAACUGCGCUAGAGCAAAAGGAAUGGAAGAAGUUGGUGAAAGGCAUGCUGAAAGCUAUCCAUAUGGCUGCCUCUCAAGUGCAGGGCGUCAUAGGCGAAGCAGGUCGUGAGGCAUGGCAGAGCACUGGUAGUAACAAAAUGUCGACACCCGGUAAGUCGACGAGUUAUUUGGCAAGCCGAUGGGAUGCAUUUGAGGCUGAAGUGAUGCGGUUUGACAGGCAGAAAGAGCAAGCCGAAUCGCACUUCGCCUUUUCAUUCGUGGAGGGUGCCUUAGUAAAGGCAUUGCGUGAGGGUCAUUGGGUACUGCUCGAUGAAAUCAAUCUUGCAUCGUCCGACACACUGGAGCGAAUAAGUACGUUGCUGGAGCACGAAACGAGUGCAUUUUCGAUCACAGAACGUGGUGAUGUCGAAACCAUUCGCCCACAUGCUAACUUUCGUAUCUUCGGUGCUAUGAAUCCGUCUACGGACGUCGGCAAGAAGGAUCUGCCGCCUUCUCUUCGCAAUCGUUUUACGGAAAUCUAUAUUGACGAGUGUGUCGACCGCUCAGACUUGCAGAUGGUGGUUUCCAAUCAGUUCAAGGAAAUUGCGGGCACUUUAGUACCUCAAACGGUCGAGUUUUAUCUGGAAGCAAGAAAGCAAGCUGAUUUACGAUUGAGCGACGGUGCACGUCACAAGCCUCGCUACUCGCUUCGUACGCUAAGCCAAGCGAUGCACAUUACGCGCAUUCUAGUCCAGCGAGGCUACGGCACACCCCGGGCGAUGUUUGAAGGAUUUUGUUCUAGCUUUUGUACUCAGCUUGAAACAGUUUCGCGUGAGUACCUUGAGAGACUCAUUAAAAAUGCAUUCGCAAAGACGAUGAAGUCAAAGGACUUGAUUCGUUCCCCGCCGUGUCCUGGGGGCUCAAAGAAGACUGCUGACUUUGUUCUAGUGAGCUCGUAUUGGAUUCGCAAAGGCGACUUCCAGCUACCGAGAGACGAUUCGUUACCGGAUCCCGUCACCUCACGACGAAAGUUUGUGCUCACAAAGUCUGUGGAAGAAAAUCUGCGUCAUUUAUCACGGGCAGCUUUGAUCGGUAACUACCCUGUGCUGCUUCAGGGACCGACGUCUGCUGGUAAAACAUCGCUGAUUGGAUACUUGGCCGCACGCAUCGGGCAAAAGUGUGUGCGCAUUAACAAUCACGAGCACACGGAUAUUCAGGAGUACUUGGGAAGCUACGUCUCCGAUUCGAAUGGGAAGCUUGCUUUCAAAGAAGGUGUGUUCGUAGAAGCUAUUCGCAUGGGCUGGUGGAUCAUCUUGGAUGAGCUGAAUUUGGCUCCUUCGGAAGUUUUGGAGGCUUUGAACCGACUCUUGGAUGACAACCGUGAACUGUUUGUGCCAGAGACACAGGAAAUAGUUAAACCUCACCCGAAUUUUAUGUUGUUUGCAACGCAAAACCCACCAGGGCUGUACGGUGGACGCAAGGUACUAUCACGCGCAUUUCGCAACCGAUUUUUAGAGAUUCAGGUUGAUGAAGUUGCACCCAGUGAGCUCCAGACAAUUCUGCAAGAGCGCAGUUUACUACCUCCGUCGUAUUGUGGAAUACUGAUUGACAUAAUGCAGCAGCUGCAACUUGUACGGCAGCAAUCAUCAGUAUUUGCCGGAAAGUCAGGAUUUAUUACUACCCGUGAUUUGCUUCGGUGGGCGGAUCGUCGACCAGCAACAAAGCUAGCUCUAGCCGAGGAAGGGUACUGUUUGCUGGCUGAACGGUUACGGAAGGAUGAGGAAAAACAGAUAGUUAAGCAAGUUUUAGAAGAGAAAUGCAAUGUCAAGAUCGAUUUAGACAGCCUAUAUUACAGCGGAAAGCCCCGUGAGUCAAACCUGCUGAACGAGAAUGGUGAGAUUGAGCAGGAGACGGUAUGGGGCACCGAGGAACAAUUUGAGCGUGUCCAAGCGAUGGUGGGUCACGCGAUCGACGAAGCCGCUUCUGGCAUAUCGAGGAAUGAUGGGCCUAGGUCUUCAGGUAAUGCAGUAGGUUUGGAUAAAAUCAGUUUGACGAAGUCAUUGCGGCGACUCUUCGCACUCGUGGGGCGCUGUUUGCAAAACAAGGAGCCUGUUCUCUUGGUGGGAGAGACUGGUUGCGGGAAGACUACAGUUUGCCAGUUGUUCUCGCUUCUUUUCGCCCAGCCGCUCCUGAUUUUGAAUUGUCAUCAGCACAGCGAGACAUCAGAUUUUCUCGGCUGUCUACGACCUGUGCGUGGGAAAGAGAAGAUCGCUCAGGAGUUGGAAGAGGCACUGAGUGAUUUUUUUACGUUACGUGAUGAGGAUUGUAUACGUGAAAUGGGAACUGAACAAGUUCAGACGGGUGGCGAGGUCAACGGGCUAAGUGCGAUGCUCGUAAAGUAUCAGGAUGCGCGGGCUAGCGCCGUGGGUAGUGAAUCGACGCAGCAGAGGGAGCUGGUUGAGAAUAUUGACGUAUUGAAACGACGCUACCAGUCUAUUUUUGAAUGGGCUGACGGUCCUCUGGUGGAGUCCAUGAAGAACGGUGAUUUGAUUUUGAUUGAUGAGGUAAAUCUUGCAGAAGACGCCGUGCUGGAGCGUCUGAAUAGUGUCCUCGAGCCAACGCGAACGCUGCUGCUCGCUGAAAAGGGUGGCGAUCAAGUUGAAGAGAUUGUAGCUCAUCUGAAGUGGCGCGUGAUGGCGACGAUGAACCCUGGGGGCGAUUUUGGCAAGCGCGAGUUGUCGCCAGCUCUACGUAACCGUUUCACCGAGAUCUGGGUCCCGCCAAUUUCUGAUUUGGAGGAUAUUGCCACGAUUGUUCGCGACAAGUUGGUUGGACCUCGAGCGAUUGUGUCGCCUGACCCUAGUAGCCAGCCAAGGACUAUUGACGCCUUGGCUUCGCUAUGCCACCCUAUUUUGAGCUUCGUAACAACAUUCAACAAGGCAAACGGGGGUACCUGCGGAUGUGGAGCUGUGACUUUGCGUGACAUUCUCAGUUGGGUAAAUUUCAUCACAUCCGUCGUGAGGAAAGAAAAAGCUGACUCAUCACUGGAGGUAACGGCAUGGACGGCUUUUGUCCAGGGUGCAGCGCUGGCCAUACUGGACGGUCUGGGCCUCGGCUCUGAUAAAGCGCUACACACGGUCCUUAAAGCUAGAGAAGAGGCGUAUGGCUACUUGCUGGCGCUGGUGCCGGACGAGAAUCAGUACAUAAAGGAAAAAGUGAUUGAGUCACUGAAUGUCACGACACUACCUGUCAAAUGUAGCAUUGACCAGUUGAAUUCGUUUGCAACGGAUGGAGUUCCUGAAGAAACGUUCGGUACGACCCCGUUUUUUAUCCCUCGCGGACCUGUUGGUGCGCAACAGAAGUCGUCGUUUUCUCUGAAAGCUCCGACGACGAUGUCAAAUCUGCAGCGAGUGUUGCGUGCCAUGCAAGUUAAUCGCCCCAUCAUUUUGGAAGGCUCUCCUGGUGUCGGUAAGACGAGUCUAAUCAGCGCAUUCGCAGCAGCUUCAGGUCAUCGUUUAGUGCGCAUCAACUUGUCCGAGCAGACGGACAUAUCCGAUCUGUUUGGAUCGGAUUUACCUGUUGCUUUCGGUGGCAAGGAUAGUGACGAGGCAGGGAAAGGAAAUGCCAGCGGCUUGUUCGAGUGGUGCGACGGUGUGUUUUUGCGUGCUCUGAAAGCCGGCGACUGGGUUCUUCUUGACGAGCUGAACUUGGCACCGCAGUCCGUUUUGGAGGGUCUGAAUUCUUGUUUGGACCACCGAGGUAGCGUUUACAUUCCAGAACUUGACCGUGAGUUUGAGUGUCCGUCCUCUUUUCGAGUGUUUGCUGCGCAAAAUCCGCUUCGACAGGGCGGUGGUCGUAAGGGACUCCCAAAAUCUUUUUUGAACCGAUUUACACGCGUUUUUGUCGAGACAUUGCACGAGCAAGACCUCAUUCAUAUCGCGAGCUCGAUGUAUCCUACGUUGCAUUCUGCAGUUAUGGACGCGGAUGUAGGACUCAGCGACUCUCAGUAUACUGGGAAGACUUUGGUUGAGCGAAUGGUCGCGUUCAAUCGAGUGGUGCAUGAAGACACCAUGGUAAACUGCAGGUACGGACGCCUUGGCGCGCCGUGGGAGUUCAAUCUACGCGAUGUGUUUCGUUUCUGCGAGCUGCUGAGUCAAGAGAUACAACUGGUGGAUAGCUUCAAAAGCCAAGUACAAGCGAUAAGCUACUAUGUAAACUUCAUUUAUGUAGAGCGAAUGCGUUCGGCUCGCGACCGCACGUUCAUUUCUCGCCGCUUUGAAGAAUUGUUUGGCGUAAAGCCAACGGAUCGGAGUGCCGUGCCGCUACGCGUGUCUGCGAAUUUUGUAGAAAUCGGAAGCGCGUUGCUCGAGCGACAAGGUGUUCAUGUAAAUUGUGCAGCCCCACCAGUAUUUAAUUUUUUGCUGAAGCCUAUGGAAGCAUUGGUGCACUGCGUGAAUAUGUCAUGGCCAGCACUUCUCGUUGGUCCAUCUGCGAGCGGGAAGACAUCCUCGGUCCGCCUGCUUGCUGCCCUCAGUGGAAAUACACUUCACGAACUUGGUAUGAGUGCUGGGACGGAUGCGACGGAGUUGCUUGGCUGUUUCGAGCAAGUGGAUGUUGGCCGACAGCUGCGUGACAUUCAGCAGAGUAUCCAAAUUGUUUACGAGAAUGUACUUCAGAAAUUGAUGCUCGCAUCUGCGGCCAGUGGGAUUUCUCAAAAGAAGCGAGUUGCGAUUCAAAGCAAGUUCAGCCGACUGUGUAGCUCUUGGUGGGCGCUCACCACGCGGGCAAAGUACCACAGUGAUAGUUCGUUAUCUCUGCAUCACACCGAAGGCGGGAAAACGAUUCAGGGGAGAAAGUUGCCGAAGGGACACUUGGAUGAGGGGGUUGUUGAUAUGAUGAAGAACGUCAUAAGUUUGCUGAAGAGGGAAGCCGAGAAUGAAGAGAUGCAAGCAGCACUUGCUGGCUUUAUAACUGGUAUCGACAAUGUGGUGCAACUCAGUGCAUCCACCUCGAUUGCGAGCUGUUUCGAGUGGGUGGACGGUACACUUAUCCAGGCUAUGGAAAAGGGACAUUGGCUGCUCUUAGACAACGUCAAUUUCUGCAGCUCGUCUGUGCUGGAUCGAUUAAACUCGCUGAUGGAAACUGGUGGUGAGAUGCUCAUUAACGAGUGUGGAAUUAUCAACGGCAAACUACGUAUUAUUCGGCCUCACAAGAAUUUCCGAAUGUUUCUGGCUAUGGACCCUCAGUACGGUGAGGUUUCUCGCGCGAUGCGUAACCGAUGUAUCGAGAUCGCACUUUUGGAAGAGGACACAUCGCGACUGGAUCUUGUCAAGAUCGCGCUGUCUUGUGGAGUUCCAGGGUUUGCUCUUUCUCAAGCUUUUCAGACUGCCCACGAGCGGGUGAUGAACAAGCUAGGCGAGCACGUGGCAGGUAUGAAACAUGGCCGCAUUAACCGCCGGCACUUGGAAAACUGGUCUUCAUUGGCUUCCACGGAGCUUUCACGUGGGACAGACCCCGUACAUGCAAUUGUCGGGUCUUUCAAGCGUGUCUAUGGCGAAGGGUUGUUGGCGCAGCUUGAAAUGGGCCGAGAUUUUCUUGAACUAUUCUCUGAUGCUUUGAGGUUAUCACAGCAAGGCCAAGCUCAGCGUGCGCUUUCAAUGAUUGCUGCGCCUUCUACGCUGGAGCUGUGCGAGCAGAGUGAGAGGUUUUCGCUGCAGCGAGACGUUAUGUAUCUUGAGCAUCUUCUUUUGUCUUCGCAGCAGACAGAAGACAGUUAUGCAGUUGAUGUACUGCUAAGCUGGCUGGCUUCUGAUUGGGGCGGUUCUAACUGUGGAGAUAUAGCGAACCCUCAUCCAGGCGAUGACUUGGAUUCUUGGUUGAGUGAGGUUGCAUUGCGGUUUACACACCGAGGAUCAAACUACUCACAGAAGGCUCUUGAACAAGCUCUUGACCAUCUACCGUCGAAGUCGACCUUGGGGUCACAGGAUGCAAAUAUACCGAUGGCCGUGGCGCUUGCGCCUUUUGCCCUACGUCGUAUUGUCGAAGUGGCAAGUACGUGCGGCGACAGUAGCACUUACUGGUCAAUUACAGCUGACCGUCUCUUGUUUGUAUUGGAAAAGAUGGCUUGUGACUUGAGGGGCAACGCGAACACCUUGAGCUUGAUCGAAUUGCUUACGCGUUUCCUCCGGUCGAUAACAAAGACGGAAACCUUGCCUCCAACGCCAGUGUAUCUUUCCACAAAUCAUGCGGCCUUUUCAAAGUUGCAGUCCGUCGUGGCCAAACGUGUUGCAAGCAACCCCUCCCUGAAGACCGACCUUGACAGCGUUUGGAAGUCCAUGCUUGUAGCUCAGCGUCAUCUCAAGCUGCUCAGUGGCACUGAGUGGUUAAGAUUUUGCGAGCAAGAAGAGUAUUUGGAAAUUGAUCUACUGUGCACGAAGUCUUCAAAAAGCAGCAGUCAAAAGUGCAGCAAGAGAAGCCACCGUCUCGAGAGCGGUUUGAACGAUCUGUCGGUUCUGCAGCAGUCUUACGCCGUGCACAAGUAUCAAGCUGACCGUUCUAGCGUGGAAAAUGAGCUGACAUUUUUGGUGUACCCGCUUUUGGAUGCUUUUGACACUUUCUUUGCAGGGUUUCAUGGAGACCUCUCGGGUCUAGUGAUGGAUACUUUGUUUUUUGAUGCUGUCGAAGCUGUUCUUCGAAGCCGGUUUGAGUUUUCCAUGCAGUUGCGAGUGAACGUCUUCGAGUGGACUCGCUUUCUCAUCCACUGGCGAUGGUUAAAGAAGUCGUUGGUGCGGCUAGCGGGACUAAUGAAGCAACAUCCAGCUGGUGCGUUUUCGUGGAACUCGCGCUGGGGUGCUUUGCUGGACAUGACUCAGCGCGUACAGGAAACCAUCGAGAAGACAGUUGGAUGUAGCUCUCGAAAAGCUGUACUGUGGAAAAAUGGAGGCCACUCCAUACUUCCCGGUAGUGCUGAUCUAUGGAAAGCUGAACAUGUACUCAGCCGGUUGUCCGACACGUUCAUGCAACAUAAUGUGUCGUUUUUUUCUCCUCUUUCCGUUUGCGCAUCUACAGACAGUGCGGAUGGCGAAGUUGACAUACUCGCGCUCUUGUUUGGUGGCGUCACUUCAAUGGAAGCCGCGAUGAAGAGCGGAAAACUGGAUGUGUCGCCGCUAUUUUUCGUGGACGUUGAUUCUCGCAAGGAGGUGUUGCACGCGCUCUGCGCAUUCUCGUAUUUAGCCCUAGAGCAAAAGCGAGGGAAGACCACAAACGCGUCGUCAGUAACGCAGACAUAUGCGCUUACGACAGAGUUGCUCAAGCUACCUGGUGUCCUUCUUACGAAACUAAAAGACAGGCAGUCAAAAAUCACGGAGCUUGUAUCGCGAAAGACAUUGUACUUGAGCGAAAUUGAGGACAAUGCUGAUAAUCACGUAGACUUUCUGGGCGAAGAGGAUCGUCGGAUUGGCAAGGAUGCGCCGAUCUUGUUGUUUGACGUAAAAGAGAGUGCAUCGUUACUGGAUCAGAUGGUUACCUACCAAUUGAGCCCGAUGUUGGAGCAUGCUCUUGCCCGCCGAGAGCUUGAAUGUAUCACAAAGCUGCUGCAUGUGAUGAAUAUGUACCGCUUGUGCAAGAACGACAUGUCUCAAAUGAGAUACAACGAAAUCGUAGCGGAUAUUUCUAACGUUUUGAAGUCACUGGAAGGUAUCAUUGAGAAAAUCGUGCGCCUGGGGCUUCGAGAUCCUGCUAGCUUCUACGCCUACCAAGAUAUCGUGUGGUGCGGGCACAAGUAUGUUUCUCUGGAGGGGCCCAGUGAGGGGUACGAUGGUGAGACCGCUGAGCUUGACUGUUUCGUCUCCUUAGCUCAAUCACGCUUAAACGGCGUGCUCUUUGAAUUUCACAAGUCGUUGCGCUGCAACAGCUUCAACCAAAUGGAUCUAAUAUCGCUUAGCGUUUUCGAUACUCGGAAGAAGAUGCGCAAGACUACCAGACGCUCUUCUAUCAGUACUCACGCUGCUGACCACGUCCAUGUUGUCGCGGGCUACCCACGUUUGUUCCAAGCUGUCCAGAGUGCAGUCGUACUCAAAAACAUUGCAGAGGUGAACCUAGAAGAGUCAACGUGCCCAACGAGCGAGGCGCGGAUGCGUGCGGUACGGCUGGAAAAGAUCAUGAGCCACUUCGAAACUCAGCAGCCUGAGUCGGAGACACGAAUGUUGAGUACAAACAUAUCGCUUGUGAAAGAACUCUUUGUUACGACUGUGCUCGCGUUCGAGUCGACGUUUCAGGAGAGUUGUGUGUGGAAGGAGAUCCAGUCUCUUCUUUCUCAGCUAACUUGUGGUUAUGAGACAUUCGAUGGUAACUCUCAGGCCAAACUGUUAAAGGCUAUGCGAACCUCGAAGGACGACACGUUUGUAAUGUUAGUUGAUGUUCUCGUAGCGCCGUUGAUGACAUCGAUGGUAUUGAAAGACCAGGAGCAACACGCUGGUCACCACCCAAGUGCAAUGGGAGAAAGUAUGGCAUUGCUGGGUUUAUGGCGCUUCGCAUUGCUUCUCCCGUCUUCACCAGUGGAUCCCGUAACGAAGCCGCUAGUGAAAAGGGAAAAAUUUCUCAACCGCUUGGCGGUGCUGACUAUGCAAGACGCUGCAAGCUCUUCAAUUCAUCGACUCAAUCCGUCACCGACGCCGUUGGCAGAUACGAUCGAAAACGAUGCUCGUGUAUUGCAGGAAUUGCACAGUCAAGUUUCGGAACUGUCUGCUGAUGCUAUCCAGCGCUACCAGUCAACCACGCCCUAUAAUGUUGCUGCAGAGCUGGACCCCCAUAAAAUUGAGAUUCGGCCUGUAGCAACCUCUGUGUUCGGACAACUCUUCCGUGAUUUGCUGCGUUUUGACGCCACGGUAAUGCCAGCUGAAAGAAUGCUGGCAUUGGUUUCCACGCUUCGAUCGUCGAAGUUAUCGCAACAGCGUAAACGUGAGCUCUUACGUGAACUGGAGAAUUUUCAGCAGACGUCAGAUAGCUUUCUUGCGCAAUUGUCAACGAAGUUUGGCCAGAGUUUCCGUGAUAUCUUGGAGCCUGUGGCAGCCGCUAUCUAUUGCGUGAAAGAAGGAGUCGCACUGGUUACAUGGUCCCUUUGCGAAACCCUGAAGGAUGCGUCACUCGAGAGACAGCAGAAAGAGGGAUUGGCUCUUACUCUACUGCAAUUUCCCUCAACCUUGAACGUGAACAAAGUGGAUCAGUCUUGGCGCAGGAUUCAGCUGAUGCUACAAGUUGUUGGCACGUCCGCCAUAUCAAUUUUGUUCGGUCCUGGUGUAUCGAACAAACGCAAAGUCGAGGUGGCUUUGCUGGACGUGGCACUUUCAAAAAUGGAGUUUCUUUUCCGAGAAACGUUGACGACUUCGCGCUCACAUCGUGCGCUUGACUCCACGGCGAUCGAUACCGCUCUCCAAAGCAGCAAGACCCUGUUCAAUUUGUUCUUGACCAAGUGGCAAGAGCAAAAAGAGCGCGAAGAGCAGAAACGACUGGAGGAAGAGGAGCAGUUUAAGUACAAGGUGCGCCAAUUGGACCUGGAAACGGAAGAAGAUCUGCUGGAGAAGGAGUACCGCGAGCAGUUUCCAGACUACGGUACCCGAGAUCUCCAAACAUUUUUCAGCUCGACUAAUUCGGCAGGUGAUGCUGAGGGAUCGGUUUUGUCAGUAGACACCGAUACGGAUAUGCUGAUCUCAGACAGCGUUAUGCAGCGAUUAUGUGAAACGCAUGUGAAGUUGUAUGCCGAGACCGCGAACUAUGAAGUCACGAUUACCCAGAAUGAAAUUGUGGACACCUUUGCAAAAGCGUUUUCGCUGGCGGUAAAGCUGCGCAAAUCUCUGAAUACGACGGUUUCCACAGCUGUUGAGAGUGCUGUGGCAUCUUCUGGUGUUUUGGCUGCUUCGCUCGUUCAAGCUCGCCUCGGCAAUGUAGUUGCUCGGACAAAGAAUGCUGUACCAUCGUUCGACGCAUUAAACAGUGACUACAUUAAAGGAAUUGAUUUCCAUCAUGAUCCACUGGUCAAGGAAGUUGUUCUGGUUGCCGAACCGUUGCAACGAUUGAUGGUGAAAGUCCAGACGCUCUUGGCUCAAUGGCCUGAUCAUGCCAUUUUACAGCAGAUCGUGUUGAUUGCAGACCGUAUCCGCAACUUCGAGAUCAGCUCCCCGCUUGUUCGAGCCCUUACUGGCGUGGAACUACUGCUACGUAAGGCCCAGGAGUGGGAAAUGUAUGCAGCACGGGCGUACUCGAUAAGUGAGGAGCUCAGUGCUCUUUCAGCCUUGGUAACGCGGUGGCGGAAGCUGGAGCUCUAUUCAUGGCCUCAUCUUUUGUACGUGAAGGAGAAGCACCACCGAUUAAUGGCACAGAAGACGUGGAUCAAUAUGUACUCGCUUCUGACAGCAUCAUUUGAGUCGGAUGCUGGUGUGGUUGAUGACCUUGGUAUUGAGUAUUUGCAUCCGCAGAAUUUGCAGUGGCUUCACCUCAACAGUCUAUCGCAGUGGUUGUUCACACCACUCAACGAGGGAAGAGCUGGUGCUGAGGCGUUGAGCGAUGGCACUCGAGAACGUCAAGCCAAACAGCGUGAGUUCCUGAACAACCUGUUCGAAACGCUGGACGCCUACAUCCGUUCAUGCUCUAUCGGUCAGUACGAGACUCGUCUACUGGUGGUGUAUUCGUUCUGCGCUCAGCUGCUUGUGGAGCUCUGGAGCCCUUCCACGGCCCGGAAGUCAACUGUCGACCUUACUGCAGCCUCUUCGAAACACGCGUUGGCAAGCAUGCUGUACCAUUUGUGCAGUUAUUAUGGACAACACGUGGGAUACUUGGAGCGCCAUCGGAGUGGCCUGAAGGCGCCGAUCCAACGUAAACUGGUCGAGUUUGUCAAAAUUUGUCGGUGGGAUGAACAAACGUACUACUCACUUGCGGAAAGCGCAGAGAAGUCGCAUCGCAAGCUGAUGAAAUUCGUGCGCAAUUAUGACACCGUCUUGACUGUGUCCAUGCAAACUAUCAUCGAUGCUUCAACGGACAGUGGCAUCUCAAAGGAAGGUGGGUUUGCUGGAAUCCAUUCCACGAAGGCUGAGCUCGCGGGUCUCGACGAUGGUGUCGUGGUACCGGUCGACGCUGAGCCGAAUGCGGAGCGUAAUCUCCAUGAAGCCUCUUUUGAUGGAGAACCUGCAGAGACGAAGAAAGAUAAGGGCAAGAUGGUGACAGAGAGGGAACCGCAUGAAUCUGAGAGGCCUCCUGUGUUGCGACUCAAGCAUGCGAGUUUGCCUUCUGUCGCACUGAGUAAAGAUGAUGUGAUGAUGCCAACGUCGUGCUUGUAUGGGUCAAGGAUCCCAGUGCUUUCGAAGCAGAUCUCGAAGUUUACUCAAAAGCAUCUUCUUUCCAUCGACCAAGUGGAGCACCGUCAGCAGGUGCGCACCUUGUGUGAGGAUCUUUGUGAAACGAUUUUCUACCGAAUGUACAAACUCCAGAAGGCGACAGGGCUGCCAAAGAAUGCAAAGAAGAAGGCAUUGGUCGACUUGCUGAGUGAGCUGAGGAGUCAAGGUAUGGUAUAUCAUCGUCUGCAGUUGCCUGCUGAGCUACAACGAAUCGGGCAAUUGUUCGAGUUGGAUGUGCCUGAUGUGGAUAACUGUCUUCAUAUUGAUCAACUGGAUGCUGCUGCGGAAUCCGAAAGCUUCCCAACUGCUGACGGGCAGAAGGGUAAGAAAAUGCGGCGCAAAACUAAGAGUGAACAGCAGACAGGAGAUUUGCACCAGGAUGCACUGACAAAAGAACCUUUGUCAAAGAAUUCACCGACAUGGCUGUGGCAGCGAGCUGACGGAUACUAUUAUCGGUUCCUAGGCCAACUGGCGUCGUUACGGUACACCGCGUCAACCAGUUUCUCGCAUGAUCUAUCAUCCACGGAAAUUGAUCGCAUGGGUGGCUACGCAGAGAAUAUGCUGUAUACGAUGCUUCAGCAGCGGCAGAUCCUUCAUGCCACUUCUCUCAGUCACGAGAUGCUUGUUGACGGACUCAACUCACUGAAGCUGAUGAAGGAGUUCAGAAAGAACUACCUCAUGUCCGAUAGCAAAAACGGGGUUGUUGUCAACCUGGAAAGUGCGAGUAAGUGGCAGUCGUUUCAGCUGGUGUCCGUCAAUGCAUUGCGUCCCUGCCUACGUGAGCUUGAAAUCUCGGUACUACAGAUUCUACAGCAGUCAUCGGCUAGUGCGCUGGUUGUAACUAAAGUCCGUCAGCAAUUCCAGCGCAUUUCCGAACGUUGCGAUGUCGUGCAGAAGUCGCUUACCAGUAGUGCUGGGCUGACCCGGUCACUUGGUGUGCCUGCGAUUCCUCAACAUCUUGUGAAUGCUCGUCAAGAUGGUGAUGCUACUUCCAUGACCUUUGCUCAGUCGUCAAAGCGUGUGUAUGGCGUGUCUCCAGUAAUCUCGAGAGCGAAGUCGUUAUCAGAUGGCUCACAAGCCCUUCCUGUCUCCACUGAUGUGCUAGCCUCAAAUACUGCCCAGUUUGUUGAGAUCAGGGUUCUCCUGCUAAGUAUCUCGUCAGCCUUUGAGACUGUGACGAGACCGAGCUGUUUGGAUGCGUUUCUUGCUGAGUUUGCCACCAUCGUUCACACGAACAGCACGUUUGAGCGGGCCAUAAGUGAGAGCAGUGCGAGUUCAUUUUCGGCACGAGGUGAUUGUAAGAUGGAGAAAGAAUGCGCGCAGUCGAUGGCGAUGUUUAGCGAACAAUUCGACAAGCUUGUUGAAACGGUGCUGGUGUCGAUCCAAGAUUUGACAAAGUUAUCGAAAGAGAGCAAACCAGAGCCCACGACUCAGGAUGCAACCGAAGAUGAAGAAAGUGAGGUGCGGUCGCUUCGUGAUCAGCUAGGAACACUAUCCGCCAUGGUGAAGGAUUCACGUGUAAACCACAUUGCAUCACAUCUUGCAACGCUUCUGGAUCUGCUGCAGCGACAGUAUGAAGAGCUUGUUCGAACUCAGUCGGAGGAGUGGAAGCAGGUGUUUCUUACAUCGCUCACGCUUUUAGAGUGCUUUGAGCCAAGUCUGGUCGAUGUGCGUGGCAUCAGCCGACAACUGCUUGUUGACUUCUUGGUGGCGCAUAAGAGUGUGAUGAAGCUGAAGUACAUUCUCGUACGAGUCUUUCGGAACCUGUUUCAGCACGGCUUUUGCCGGACGGACGAUGAGAAGAACGGUGAAGAGGAUGAAGGGAAUACCGGCACAAUGCAGUUCCAGGACGAUGUGGAAGGAACUGGUAUGGGCGAAGGCGAAGGAAAAAAGGAUGUGAGUCACGAAAUUGAGGACGAAGAGCAACUGUUGGGCUUGCAGGGAGAUCAGCAGGACGAGCCCGAGCCACCAGCUGACCAGAAGCCUGAAGACACAGGCUUGGAAAUGCAGAAUGACUUUGAUGGUACGAUGCAUGAUGUGCCCGACGAGAACGAAGACGAACAGGACGAACAUGAAGACGAGAGGGAAGAGCUCGACCGUGAAAUGGGUGAGUUUGACCAAGAUGACGAGAAUGUGGUGGAUGAAAAGAUGUGGGGCGACGACUCGGAUGACGAUAACGAUGACAUUAACGAGGAGGAGGAGAAGUUUGAGGAAAACUCAAAGGUAGAAGGCGAGGCACUCGAGGAUGAAGUGCGCGGUAAGGAUGGCGAUGACGAAGAGGAGGGUGACCCGAAGAAGGAGACAGAGGACAAGCAGAAGCCGGAGGUGGAUCAGUCGAACGACAAUGAUGCCAACGAUGGUGAUGACGACGACGACGACGCAAAGAUAGAGGAUAUGGUCAACGAUGACUUUCAGGACGAUUAUGAAGAUCACCACGAUGUCGACCCGACAGAGCGGGAGGAUGGCCACGGAGAGGACAAUCCUGAAGAGGAGCACGGCGACGAUCUACCGGAAGAUAUGCAGCUUGAUAAUGACGGUGAUGAUAACGAUGGCGAUAGUGACGUCGAGGGGGACAAUCCGGAUGAUCCAAACAUGGAAAACCCGGACGGGAUGGAGGACGAAGUGGCUGAGGAUGAAGCGAAUGGGGAGGGAACUGGUGGUGAUGAAGAGGACAAGGAUGUUGAGGAGGAAGGUGAGGACGAACAACUAGACAAUGAGGUCCAGCUAGGAGGUGGCGGUCUUGAAGAUGAUCCAGAACAAGCUGAAGAGAAGCAAGAGGAAGAUCCGGAGCAGGUUGACACUCCUGAGAGCAUGGAGGAAGAGCAGGCAGCUUCGACGGUUGCCGGCACUCAGUCAAAGGAAGGCCAGGAUGAACUAGAAGUGGAUGGUAUGGAUGUGGAGGAUCAGGAAAUGAGUGAUGCUGAUGCUCAAGAGCAGGAGCCAGAACAGAGGAACGACGAGAACAGUAGCAGCCGUGCUCAGAAGCAGAGUAGCAGCAACGACCCAAACAUGAAGCAGGAGUACAAGCCGCAGUCGCAAGUUGACAAUGAUCCGGAGCAGGAGCCGUCUCGCGAGAAACGUCGCGAUCGCUGUGAACCAAAUCCGUACCGCAACGCCCGGGAAGCCCAGGAGCACUGGAAGAAGCGCGUGGAGAUGGUUGAGCGGACGGACGAGAAGGAUUCGGAUGGCAACAGCCCCGAGAAGCAGGAGAAGGCUGCAAAUGAAAUGACGACAGCGGAGUUUGUUGAUGACGAUGAGGAGAUGGAAAACGUGGAGCACGCACUGGCUGCUGCUGAUGAAAACCAAGUGAUGAACCAACCUCGGGCUGAGGAAGAGGAGAGCGGGAAUGUUGAGAAGGAAGAGAACGAGUUGGACGCUGGAAAUGAAGCGUCAUCGGCUAUGGAUGUUGACGAAGAAGAUUCGACGAUACCGAUCGACGAGCAGACGCCAAAGGAUGAUCCUGUAUCGAUCAAGCAUGAGCCUGCGCCUGAUUCGGAUGCUACUGAUGAAGUGUCGACGAAGCCUGAGAGGCAAGAAGACCACAAGAUGAAAGCGGAGGAACUUACCAAAGGUGAGCACGAGCUCGUCGACGAGGAAGUGGAGCACGCGAUCCCGUCGAGAUUACGAGAGCUGGACUUGACCCCUGCUACGAGUUUUCCAGAAGAGGAUGACGACACGGAGGUUCAAACGGCGACGCCACUGUCUCCGGAUGAGAUUGCUGCGCUGCGCGAUGAGCUGGACUCGUCCAUUGCGACCUGGUCGUCGCAGUCCGAGCAGGAACGUGGUGCCGAGUUGUGGACCAAGUAUACGGCUCUCACUGCUGGCGCGUCUCAGCGUUUAUGCGAGCAGCUCCGGCUCGUCUUGGAGCCUAUGCUUCGUGCCAAGCUAGAAGGCGACUACCGUACGGGCAAGCGCAUCAACAUGCGCAAAGUGAUCCCGUACAUUGCAAGCCAGUUCCGGAAGGACAAGAUCUGGAUGCGGCGUACACGGCCGUCCAAGCGUCAGUACCAAGUGAUGCUAGCGAUUGACGACUCGGAGUCUAUGGCAGACAACCACGCAGGUCGCUUAGCUUUGGAGGCGCUGGCCACGCUAUGCAAGGGCAUGACACAGCUCGAGGUGGGCGAGCUGGCUGUUGUCAAGUUCGGACACGAGCUGGAGCUUCUGCAUGCUUUCGACAUGCCGUUCACGGAUGACGCUGGGAGUCGUGUCAUUAGUCGCUUUGGCUUUCAACAGAAGAAGACCAACAUGGUGCAGACGCUGGACACGAUCCUGCAGCUACUGGCGACAGCCAAGCAAGCAGCUUCAACUGCCAGUAGUGCAGUCGAGUUCACGCAGAUUGUGUUCCUCAUCUCGGAUGGCCGCUUUGACUCGGACGGCCGCAUCCGUAUCCGCAAACUGAUCGAGACAGCUCUGGAGCGUCAGCAGCUCAUUGUGUUGCUCGUCGUUGACCAAGGUGCAGCUGAAGGUAUGAGCAGUCAGCAGCAAACGUCCAUUCUGGAUACGCAAAGCGUCACGUUUGACAAGGGCAAAGUGCGGAUGGUCCCGUACCUCGAGAACUAUCCGUUCCCGUACUACGUGUUGCUGCCGACGUCGACGAUGCUACCGGAGAUUUUAUCCGAUUCACUUCGGCAAUGGUUUGAGAUGCUGCAGGCCACGACAUGA